Molecule: messenger RNA, 4627 nt
Organism: Carassius gibelio (silver crucian carp)
Lineage: Eukaryota; Metazoa; Chordata; Actinopteri; Cypriniformes; Cyprinidae
Gene: vegfba
Product: vascular endothelial growth factor Ba
Exons: 8
Coding region: 868-1605 (245 amino acids)
Biological process (GO): vascular endothelial growth factor receptor signaling pathway; response to hypoxia; vascular endothelial growth factor signaling pathway
Cellular component (GO): membrane
Molecular function (GO): chemoattractant activity; vascular endothelial growth factor receptor binding; heparin binding
Source: RefSeq, a predicted model, not a curated record
GAAAAGUUCCACGAGCGCGACGGUGACGCGCGCAGAGAGUUGCGGAGCGUGUGAGUCCUGAAGGGCAAAUAAGAGACUGGAGAAAACGACCUUAAACAUAUCAAGGUCCAUUUCUCUCAUUCUUAUUUCCUAUAUGCGCACGUGCUUUAUAUUGCGCAUGUUGACAGUGUAGAUUAUUUAUAUGUCGAACAUUUUAAUUCUAAGAUCUUGUGUCUGACAAGGAAAGCGUCAUCAUGGGUUCUGGUGGGCACGAUUUCUCUGGUGACCAACAGUAGCACGGGAUGCGCCGCACAAAGCGUGUCUGAAAUGCCAGACGGGAGACACAGAGACCUUCAGGAGGCUCAUAACAUCGAUUCUUGAGGAUAUAUUUAUUUGUUACCGGAUAUAUUUCACUGGACCACAAGGACGUACUCAAGUGCCACCGGGUAUUUUGCUGCGAGGGAGCCGGUAUAAAUGAAAUGCGCGGAAUGCACGAAAAAACUCUCCUGUAAAAUAACAUAUAUUGGGAUUUAUUGUAGCUAGCUAUUUAUAAUAAAUACGCCCUACGACCAUCUUGAGCUUCUCAGAAGCCUGAUUUUAUACUCAACUAGUCUGUGUUGUCUAUUGGUUCAUUUACCUACUUUAAAACUUAAGAUAUUUCAUUUUUGUCUUUUUUUUUUUCUCGUUAAGCCAUGACAGGGAUGACAAUUGCCUUGUUUUUUGAGAAUCUACUGAGUAAAUUGUCAUUGCUUGAAUUAAAGAUGUUGGAUUCGGAUGUGAAAGUGGAAUAAUCAUUCAUAGAGAAUUAACUACAGUAAGGACUGGACGUUGGACCUGCUAUAUAUUAUUUACCCAACUAUUUCUGACUUUUCUUGGUGAACUCAAACAAUGGGGAUCAAGCUGAGAGUUAUUCUGGGGAUGUUUCAGUUCGUCUCACUUACCAGAAUAUCAACACAAUGUGCCAAAACACCGUCAGACCACUGGAUGCCAACAGAGAGCCAUAAAUCUGGAGAAGUGGUGAGGUGGUUGGACGUGUAUCAGAGAAGCGGAUGUCAUCCCAGAGAGACGCUGGUGGAAGUUUGGCGGGAGUUUCCUUGGGAGACACAUCACCUCUUCCUGCCGUCGUGUGUAACGCUGCGCCGCUGUGGAGGCUGCUGCUCGGAUGAGGCACUGGAGUGUGUGCCUUCACAAACACACACACUUGUAAUGGAGCUCAUGAGGACCUCAUACAUGAAGCAUGAACUUGUGCAGCUGCCUUUUAUCGAACAUAACCAGUGUGAGUGCAGGCUAAAAGCAAAUCUUUAUGCAGAGCCAACCAGGCAAGGCCUACAGACAGCAAGAAAAGGUAAAAAGCGGCAAAGGGGGAAACCAAAGCGAAAGAAACACUUGGGGAAAAAGCCGACUCUAGUGCCAACUACACCCCCUCCUCCUCCCCCUCCCACUCUACCGCCUAGCUCCGCCCCUCCACCACCUGCCAGAGAGGCGUGUCCACCAUGUCCCACCCGCAGAAUGACAUCACAGCCUCCCUCCUGUGAAUGCAGGUGCAGUUUGAGGGAGGUGAGCUGUACAAAAAGAGGGAAGACACUCAACCAGCACAGCUGCCGAUGUGAAACCCAAAGCGAAUAGUGAAAUCAAACCACCAGUAUAAUCCACCGCUCAAACUUUGCACAGCUUUGAGGAGGUCAAAGGUUUGCUUAUUCUUUUGUCAUGGACUCUGAAGUUUGGGUCUCACGAAGAAAAAAAAGUUUGCAUUUGAGAACAAAUCACAGACCCACCCCCCUGGCCCAUCUGGCUAUGUCCCACACACCAUUACGACAGUAUUAGAUCCAUAUUCAUUAAUUCUGUACCGUGUGUGUGUACGGAAUAUCACCAGAUCCUACUAUUGAAGCUUUUCGCCAUUAUGAUCCAAACUUCAGACCACCUUAACCAUUUGACGCUGUAUUAUGGACAUAGAAUGGGUCAAGCGUAUCGCCAUUGAGCUUUAUCCAAAACCAGUUUGGGAUUUUGUUCAGCUUCAUGUAGGCACGGACACACAGCUAGGCUGAUGCUAAGGAUGACAAGUGUGCUGAGAACUUUCAAAGGGAAAUCUGAAUACGGAAGGAGUCCUUUUUUCUACCAAACUACUUAAAGUGGAGAGUUUUUGAUGGGAUGGAUGUUGACAGACCUUCAGUGUUGAGAGAACUCAAGUGUUUCGCUACACAAUCAGAGUAUCUCAUCCUGAGAACAUCCCCGGCGUGUCCUUCUGACCCUCCUCGUGUGAUAAAUUGAUGGAUGGGUCGAUUAGACGGAUCGACGGGUGUCUGUGUGGUCUGAAUCGUGCAUAAUAAGGAUCUGUGCGUCUAUCCUAAUUUAUUCCUGGCCUCUAUAAGUCCAUAAUGUGGCUUCACAGACUGUAUCAAUGAGUCUUUUUUGUGUUUGUUUGAUUUGCUUUUUGUUCGGUUCCUUCCUUUGGGAAUUGAAAGCUUUUUCCCACUGGCUAGCCAGUGAGAGGAAUGCCAAUCGUAUAGAAACCUGGCUAUAUUCCAUUGGUGCUCACCAAACACAAGCCUCUCUCUCCCACACCCCCGAUCACACUCAUUUUUCGUCUCUUUUUUAUCCCUUUUCACUUGAUCUGUCGCUUUUUCAUUCUUUCUCCCUCCACACACACACACACACACACAGUCAUGCAUACACAUACAAAUGCAAACAGGUAAAUAUAAGCUUUUCUGUAUUGAUUCUGAAAGAAGAAUUUAUUUUAUCUAUCUUAUUCAUUUUGUAAAGAAUACUAAUGUUAUUGUAGUCCAUUUUGUUUUAAAGAAUGUUUCUUUUGUGUAUCUCUGUUAAUCCAUAGAGUCAGGCUGGGUGGCCGGCCGUGUGUUGAAUUUGAGUAAAAAGCUCUGAAAGUCUUUAGGAAAAGGGAAAUGCUCUUUCUGUUUGUGUUUUUUGUCUUAAUCAUCUCACAGCGUUGGGAGUUUGAUGUAUUUAUUUUUUAUAUUGAAAUGCAUUUUGUGUUAUGCUUUGCCCUGUUUCCUUUUGGACAAUUAGUUAUCUGCUGCGGCUGAUGAUUCGAGAAUAUUCCGUAUUUUUGGCAGAUUUCCUCAGAAUCACGCAGAUCGGAUAAUGUAGCUGUCAGUCAGUGUUGAGGAUUGUCAGUUUCCAUCAGCCGCGAACAUGAAAGAAUCACUUUUUUAUUAAAACAUUUUUAAUGGUGGUCAUUUAACCAAACACUUCUUUCCACCAUAUAUAUGUAGCAUUAUUGAAUGAAAUAUGAAUUCCAAAAGCAAGGCUGAACUCACUUUAAGUGAUUUCUCAGAUUAUUUGUUUAGCCAUUAUCUGCAAUAAUGUAAAUGAUUAGGAUCCCUCAGCACCCUUUCACUCUUCAAUCUACACAAAUAUAAGAUAUCCACGAGUUGUCAGCAUCCCCAAACUACUGAUCUGUGUUAAAGUCAACAUUAAAUUUCAUUAGCAACCCUUUUUACUGCAGUAUAUUAUGUGGUUUUAAUGAAACUGGUCUUCAGUGAGAAAAAAUAUAUAGGGUGGCAAUUAAUUGUAUGCACUGGCAGUUGAUUGAAUGUUGCACUGAAAAAAAAAUGUUGCAGGAUUUACUACAAUUUUCACUCAGAAAUUCCUAGUAAAUUUUACAAAUGUUAAGUAACACAAUAAGUGUAAUGUAAAAUUUUGAAAUAGAAAGACAAUGGUUUUUUUUUUUUUUUUACAAUGUGAAAAGUGCUGUUCCAAAACAAAAUGGAGCUAAACCUGAAUGUUAGUUUGCCUAAAUAGCUGUUGGACUAUUGGUUAGCAUUAUCCAAUAGUUCAUGUGGUCUAAGUGACAUCAGCUGGAAAGUUAAAAGUUAUUUUUAAUGUAUGAUGCGAAUGCAAAUAUUGUUUUCCUUAGAAUGAUAUGCAUGUGCUAUAAGACCAUGGAUGUGUGAAUGAAAGUAAAUAGGGUUGAUUUUGAGUUGAUGUUGACUUUAAGGUCUUCUCUGUGUGAACUGGUCAAUAUGUUGUCCUGUUUCCUCGUCUGUGAUGACUGGCUUUCCUUCAAAUCUAUUGCCGCUGUGAAAUGUUCCGUGUAAAAUAUCCUGUGCUAUAAACGUAGCGUUUUCUCUCUCUCUUUCUCUCUCUCUCCACAGUAACCUGUAUCAACUACCUCUGUGUCUGUACAGUUAACGUAACUAUCACAGUAAGAUUAUAGAAGCGUGAAAAUAUAUAAAACAAGUACACAAAAUGCAUACCAUAUGAAUGUACCUACCGACAGAACUUCAGUGUUUCCGAUCUCUUCUGUGUAAAGUUAAUUCCAGAAUCCUGUCGCUUUGUUCCGAGAUUUUGUGCGUAGAACCCUAUCUGUCCGAUAUGUAUCCAGGUAGAUCAGGACCCAACAGAACCCAGUCUGCACCACAGUCUAUAAACGAUAUAAGCUUUGAGUGUUUGUUUGAACGUAAUUAAUAAUGGUUAUUGCUGCUAUACCAUCUGUGCCCAGUUCUCCUGUGUGUGAACAUGUGUAUAAUAAUCUUUGUUACAGAGAGACAUAACCUGCUCUGCUUUCUGUCUACAAUGUGUAUAAAUUCAAACGUAGGUCUGGUCACACAUUCAGUAUAUACAACACACAACAGCCAUAAAGCAAUGUGCUAUAUAUUAAUAUAAAUAAAGUGAAAUGUCUUAUUUUUGA